ACGCGCACGGUAGCGCAGUAGUUCCGGAUUACCCUCCAAGCGCGCCGCCGACCCGCGUAGUCCUGUGACCGCGUCAACUGUUCACGCCGACGGACGACGACGAGAGAUAUUUCGCGCGAUUUCCACUUCCGUUUGCCGUUCGAAUAUAAUCCCUCCGUCGUUUAUCGUUAAUAUUAUUAUUUAUUUAUUUUUUUUUAUUUAAUAUUUUUUUACGAAUUUGGUCGUCCGUCCGGGCACAGUGUAGUUGGUUUACGUACCGUCGUGAAUAUAAUACGCAGUGUGUGAUCCCGCGCGGUGUCCAAGUGCGAGUCGGGUUAUAGCGUAACACGAUUGCCGAAGUUGGAUGUGUGUGCGAAUUUUUUUAUUUUUAUUUCAUUGCUGUGCGAGUUCGAUUAUUUUUCUAAAAAUUUUUCCUCAAACAAAUUUCAAUAUUAUUAUACUUGACGGAUAAUGAAUAGAAUUCAACAGCCGAAUUUGCCGAUGCCGGUUUCCUGAUUGUAGUUAAUAGAUAUUCAGUCGAUUAAGAAAUACAGGAAACAAUAAAAGAUAAAAUAUCACCUUUCAUAUAGUUCAACAUAGUACGCGGCAAAGCGGUUGCUACAAAUAAUGGUAAUCAAACCUGUCAGUACCACAAAUCCUUGAUUAUACUAAAGUCUGCUGGUGCUAGAUAUAUAGUACAUAGCAUUUUCUAUUAAUAGUACGAGUUGCAUACAAUUCAGAAAGCAAUACGUUAUUGAUACACUUAAAAUGCACAUCAGAAUUUGGCGUUGUAUCUAGGACGCAUUUGUUGUGACUCUGAAAAUAGUAGUACCAACUUUUGAAGAAAAUUGUUGCGAAUACGAACGGUUAUUGGAAAACACUAAAACACUUAAAACCACGGUACAAAAUAACCUUAUACCGCAGUGUAACCAAACGGUAACGUCCGGUAUGCCAGUGUACGACCACAGUGACAUUCUGUACCGUACGUGAUCGCCGAGAGUGUCCGUCGGUAUGGUGAAACGGCCGAUGACCGAAUACAACACUCCGGUUAUUUCACAGACACCUAUUAUACCGCGACCGCGGUCAUGGAACAUGGUGACGACGUGUUCAACCACACCCCCUCGACAGUCGUUACGUCACUCGAUCCCCGGGACUCACUGUACCGGUUGAGCGCCAUGGACAACGGCACCGACCCCACGGUCCAACAGGUGACCGGUGACAUGAUGGACUGGUCCGAUUACGUGUCGGUAGCGCUGAAAACGUCCAUCAUGGCCAUCAUCAUACUGACCUCGAUUGGCGGCAACCUGCUGGUGAUCGUAUCCGUGGCCCGACACCCACGGUUGCGGGUGAUCACCAACUACUUUGUCGUGUCGCUGGCGUUCGCCGACAUGCUGGUGGCCAUCGUGGCCAUGACGUUCAACGCCAGCAAGCUGAUCAGCGGCAAGUGGAUUUUCGGGUACUUCAUGUGCGACGUGUGGAACUCGAGCGACGUGUACUUCUCCACCGCGUCCAUACUUCACCUGUGCUGCAUCAGCGUGGACCGGUAUUACGCCAUCGUCAAGCCGCUCAAGUACCCGGUGCUGGUCACCAAGCGGCUGGUGGCGUUCCUGCUGCUCGUCACGUGGGUGGCGCCCGGCAUUAUCGCGUUCGUGCCCAUCUUCUACGGUUGGUACACCACCGACGAGUAUCUGGCUUACCGGAUGGCACACCCGGACGACUGCGAUUGGGUGGUGAACAAAGUGUACGUGAUCGUGUCGUCGUCCAUAUCAUUUUGGAUACCCUGCACGAUCAUGUUAUUCACAUACCACGCUAUAUUCAAAGAGGCGAACCGGCAAGAAAAGCAGAUACACGCAAGGAUUAGUUGUGGUCAGCAGAUAAACUACAACCGGGAGCUGGCUGAAAACCAGCUGCGAUCGAACGGUGCGGCAAACGGGUCGUCGUCCAGGACUACGCUGGCGCCCAACGACCACCACUCGACCCCUUCCCGGGACAACAGGAACAUCAUCAAAAUGAAACGGGAGCACAAGGCGGCGAGGACGCUAGGCAUAAUCAUGGGCACGUUUAUCGUUUGCUGGCUUCCCUUCUUCUUGUGGUACGUUAUCACGACGCUAUGCGGCGAGGCGUGCAACAUAUCGUCGUCUGUGGUGGCCGUGCUCUUCUGGAUCGGUUACUUCAACUCUACGCUGAAUCCACUCAUCUACGCAUACUUCAACCGAGACUUCCGGGAAGCGUUCAAGAACACGCUGCAGUGUGCGUUCUGCAACCUGUGCCGGAGCCCACCGUCCGACUUGGAGGCGCUCGACGCGCGGAGGCCGUCCCUCCGGUACGAUGACCGUACGCGCAGCGUGUACUCCGAAACGUACCUGAACCACUGCGACAGGCGCCGGUCCAGUCAAUUUGGUAGCAGCUUAUGAUCCACUGCGCCGCCAAGACCCCGGCAUCGAAUCUAGAGCUUUUUCCGCACACCCCUCGCCGGAAUCUGCACCGACAUCCAUGCCCUCCCCCUCAAAAAACCCACCAUCCCAUGAAAACAAAACCGAAAAUCAGUUGCCACAAUUAUUAGUGUUAACGAAAACCGUUACGCCAUCGCGUAUAAUAAUAAUAUGAUAUACCUAUUUGACUUGGCGACAACAACAAAAACAAUAAUAAUAUUAUGCGCCAUGAUUUUGUAUCGUGGACCCGGUGACUGCUCAGAAAAUACGAGGAAUUAAUUUCGUUUUUUCUAAUGGCUAAAAUCAUAUUAAGUAGGUUAUUUGCAUUUUUCGAUGACUGUUUGCAGUAUUUAUUCUUAAAAACAAAUUCCUUGUGUAUGCUGAGGUAAUAAUAUUUGUACCUGGUUUGUGAUAAAAUAAUCAUCUCAUAUGCAUUAUCGGCACCCGUACAGACAUUUGCGUACGUUUAUAGACAAGCUUCUCUUCCUUUGCAACUACCUCACGACAGAGUGCUAUAAAUUAUAAUAAUAAUUGAUGUUCGCCCGACAGUAUAUUGUAUCGUCGUCAUUAAACGAAAUGUAUUCGGUUAUGCUCGUUUUAAUCUGGUUGUUCGGUGACGAUCUAUCGUUAUUUCAAUCACCACCCGCCGAGUGAAUUCACCACAACGACUCGAACGAUAUCGUAUUAUUAUUAUUAUUAUUAUUAUUACUAUUAUUAUUAUUAUUUAUAAUUUAACGAUAUAGCAAUGAUACUGUACGAUAUUUCUGGUGUUGCUGACAUUUUUAAUUUAGGCGAAUAAGCUAAAAUAAUUAUAGCAAUCGUCUUUGGGCUCGGUGUUUUGCAUUUUAUUACGGUCAUAUUAUAAUAUAUAGUUCACCAACAAGCGCUACAGCUGAGUUCACUGUAAUAGAUGUGCCUACGCGAAAACGACAAGACAUGUUAAUGUUGCGCAUUAAUAUUAAUAUUAAGUACAAUAUAAUAAUCAAAUUUUGAUUUUAUAAGUUUUUAUACAUUUUAAUUGAAUUAGAAAAUACAUUUGAAAAAAUAGCAUACUCGUCGAGGAUAAUACGUGCAGAGUUUAGUUCUAUUAUCGAUAUUCGCUUUUAUGUCAAAGAUAUAAUAUAACAUCGUUAUACUUUUCUAUAUGAAAAAAACAACAGUGUGGUUUAUUUUGUACUCUCAUUACGAAUAUCGCGGGCCACAGAAUUGUAAAUGAAAAUAUUUGAUGACAAUUAUUAUCAGAGAAUAAAUUCUACAGUUUGUGAACCGUAGAAAAUAACAAAUAAUGACGUACUAAAGCGAUAUAUUUUUUAAAUGAAUUCUAUCUUCCUCCUGGAAUUGUGUCAAUUCAAAUAGUAUGGUAACAUUUAAUCCAUGUACUAUCGAACCUCCGGUUAAGAACAAUAACAAACAAGACUGUAUAAUUUCGUUUUCGUCUUUGUUACCAAAUAGCCUAUUAGUUUUAAAACAUAUAAUAUUAUUAUCAUUGUAAUAUAACAGUCUGGUGUAAAAUAUUUAAAACACAUAAGUAAUAAUAUAAAAGAUCGCUAACUUUUUUACUGCUUUGUUAUUUUUUUUCGAUAUUGGUAAUUUGUAUUAAAUAGUUUCACCAAUGCUAUAAAACUAUAUUAUGUAGACGUUAUGAUAUUGCGUCUUUAGAAAUAAUUAUCUAUGAAAUGAUAAGAAUUGUAUUUUAAUUUAAUAAAUAGUUCACAUCUCAAAGUUGUCGAGCCUCAUCAAUAAGAAUAAUAAUAAUAAUAAUAACAAUAUAAUGAUAUAAAAUAAAUCUUUUAUGUAUUGAAACCUGCUUUAUAUUAAUAAUGGAACAGAUGACAAAAAAUGCGUAAAAAUAUUAUAUAAAAAAAAAAAGUUUAAGUAAAAUCAAUAUCUCGUAUUUAUGAAUGUAUAUCUAGUAAUAGUUAUCCGAUAAAUUAUCCUAUAGCUAUGGUUAAACACAGUGAUUCAAAUAUACAUAUUUUAAUUAUUAUAAAAUUGUUAUUUAUCAAUUAAAUUGCUGUGAUACAUUUUGACGGCACGUCGUGAUUAGAUGGACUACGUUUUAAAUGGCUACAAACUACAUCUAUUAUAAUGUACAAUAUACAAAUUUAUGGUAUGUAUUUCUAACUGCAGUUGUAUAUUUUACGAUAUAAUGUUAACAAUUAACUCGACGAUUAGUGUAUUGUUUCACAUGCGUUGUCCACUGCACAUCAAGGCCUAGUUAAUUAAUUUUAAUUUAGUGACGUUUCAACAGUGUGUAUUGUUGGGUGGUAAAUUUACAGUUUAUUUUGGUAAAUUAAUAAAUUAAUGAGCACAAAAUAAUAAUGAUUAUAAACAAUUUAAAAAUACAACAAAUGAAUAAGUUCAAUGGGGUCUCGGUGGUACACUCUAAGAAGAUAAUUAAUUGAUUAAUUUAUUGUUGUUGAUUUUUAAGGUUUUUAAAUUAUUUAUGUUAUAAUAGUGAAAAUUUGAUCAUUAAUUUCUUUUGACUGUUUUAUAAUGGAAAAUAUAAAUAGUAUUUUUCAUGAAAAAGGGAGAUGAAUUAAAAAUAAAUAAUUUAGAAUCUGCAGUAGAUGAUAAAUACUACUUCCGGGAAAGAUGGGAAUAUAAAAAUAUAAUAAAAUUAUUUUAACCAUAAUCUAAAAUGUGAAUCAAUUGUCGAAAAUAUUGUAAUUUGUUGUUAUUAUUAUUAUUUUUUUGUUUUUUUUUUUUUUUUUACUUUUGGAAUUGUUCUAUAAACUGUACCUAUUGUAAAUAAUUGCAAUUGUUUUUGAUAAUCAAUUUUUUUUCAUAUAUAAUAUAACAAUUAUGUAUAAAUACGCAACAUUACAAGUAGCAAAUAUUAUGGUGUUACAGCUUAUUAAAUAGAAAAUAUAAUGUUCAGAUGUCAAAAAUAAAUCACUUAGUGGAUACAAAUUUCGAAAAAUCCCAUACAAAUACCUACAUAAAAAAUAAUGUGAUCCAUUGAUGAAAAAAUGGAAAAUAUGAAAUAUUUUGAACGCAUUUUUCCAAGUAGAAAGUAAGUAUAUAGCAUUGAUUCGUUUGGUUUUACCAAUAUAUUCUUCAAUACACACUAACCUUAAGAGAAAAAAAUACUUGUACAUUUGUAACCACUUCAAUAAAAUCGAACACAAUUUACAAUAGAGACCGUAUGCAAAAGUACACGUUAACACCAUUAUGGUAAAAUAGCGAGUACCUAUUAUUAUGACGUUUGUAAUAUUAUAUACAAUUUCAACGCUAUACCCGUACUUACGAAUCUAAAGCAGUUAACAAUUUUUUUUUUUAUCCGACACGUUUCCAACACUAGUAAUGUUAGUAAAUUAUAGCAAUCGUUAUUCGACUCUUUGCUCUACGAACUUGGACCAAAUGUAUUAUACAUAAUAAAGUAUCUAUUAUUAUGCAAUCUAUAUGCUGACCUUGGUUAACGUCCUAUUUUCUCAAUAAAAAAAACAACCAAAAACUUAAGUAUUUUACGAAAUUACGAAAUAUACUAAUAUGUACUAGUAGUAUUGCAUUCGGCGAAAUAAAUUAUUAUGCAUGGACGCUUUUAAACGGAUUUCACAUUCAUAUUAAUCGUUUAUGAUCGUAUACAUAGUGAAAUUACUGUUCCUUCUUGUAACAUAUAAUAAUGAUAUUAUAACAUACAAAUAGGUAUGCAAUAGUUUAUACUAAUAUAUGUACACAAUGUUUAUGUUUACUUUGAAAUGUAUUGUUUUGUUAUUACAAUUAUAUAAUAAUUACUAGCGAAACCAUCAUGUAAUACUAUUAUACUAUAUAAUAUGUAUAUUGUUUAUGUACUACAAUAUAGUAAUAAUUAUUAAUAUAUAUAUAUAUAUUUAAUAUUAGAUGCAGACACAUUUUGUACCUGAAAGUCCUAAUCAAAAUUGUAAAAGUAGCGUUGAUUAUUAAUUCUUUAUUUAUACAUACAUUUUUACUACCUAUAUACAAUAAAUUUUAUAGUUACAUAUAUGUACAAAAUUAUAUCAAAAAUCUAUACAUUAUAUCUUAAAAAUAAUAAUAAUAAGUAUAAUAUAAUGUAUUAUGUGUAUACUUUAACUACUAUAUUUAUUAUUAAUUAUAGCCCACUUAUGACAAAAAUGAACUAUAGAGUGAUUCUAACAGAUUUGUAAUGUGUUAAGUCUUGCUUGAAAUUUUGAACUAUUGUAUAAUAUAAUAUAAUGAUUAAAUAACUACGUAUUCAA
Molecule: messenger RNA, 6610 nt
Organism: Rhopalosiphum padi (bird cherry-oat aphid)
Lineage: Eukaryota; Metazoa; Arthropoda; Insecta; Hemiptera; Aphididae
Product: octopamine receptor beta-2R-like
Exons: 9
Coding region: 1065-2393 (442 amino acids)
Biological process (GO): adenylate cyclase-activating adrenergic receptor signaling pathway
Cellular component (GO): membrane
Molecular function (GO): octopamine receptor activity
Source: RefSeq, a predicted model, not a curated record